This is a messenger RNA of Strongylus vulgaris, 738 nucleotides long. The record is from the annotation of a GenBank genome assembly. Lineage: Eukaryota; Metazoa; Nematoda; Chromadorea; Rhabditida; Strongylidae.
AUGAGCAGAAUGUUGAUGCUAACUUUCGAAUAUUAUAAGAAUGUCUAUGUAUGUUCAGGUGAAGAUGGUCUAGAUACUGAUGUUCCCACUGAGCUGGAGGCUCACCUAUUCACGACUCCAGGGCGAAAAUUCAUUUGGCUGCUCUUUCAGCCGCUUUUCUAUGCGUUUCGUCCUCUAGUAAUUUAUAAAAAGGCACCAACCGAUCUAGAGAUCAUCAAUGCUAUAAUUCAGAUAAGCUUUGAUGUGCUCAUUUUGCAACUAUUCGGCUAUCGUUCUUUUGCGUACUUGAUUAUCGGUACACUUGUUGCCAUGGGAGUUCAUCCUAGUGCGGGUCAUUUCAUAUCGGAGCACUAUGUGUUCAAGGAAAAUCAGGAAACCUAUAGUUAUUACGGACCAUGGAAUCUGUGCACAUUUAACGUAGGAUAUCAUGUGGAACACCAUGACUUUCCUUAUAUUCCAGGGAGAAAUCUACCAAAGGUUGCACAAAUUGCUCCUGAAUUCUAUGAAGGAUUGCAUAGGCAUUCAUCGUGGACAAAAGUACUAUUUGACUUUGUUGUUUCUCCAGAUAUUGGACCAUAUAUGCGCUUAAAAAGAAAGGCUUCUGUACCACAAACAUUCCAAGCAAGACAUGCUCUAAUGGAGUACUUUGAAGCAUUCCUCCAACAUGCUGGAUUCAAUGAUGUCAUGAGGAUCGCCUCACACUGGUUAGACAUAAAUAAUAAUAAAAAGCAUGUUUGA